Molecule: messenger RNA, 1869 nt
Organism: Sordaria macrospora k-hell
Lineage: Eukaryota; Fungi; Ascomycota; Sordariomycetes; Sordariales; Sordariaceae
Source: RefSeq, a predicted model, not a curated record
AUGGCCUCACAAAGGGAUCCAACAACAUCCUCGUUCCCGGCCACUGUCAACGUGGACGACGUGGUUUCGGACCCUGAGUCUCUCAUCCGCCUCCUGCGUGCCUACGACCCUGCCUUUGAUGGCGCACAGGCGGUGAGAGCCGCUUACGAGGAUGCUAUUCGACAUCGUCAAGGGCAAGGGCGAGGACAGAAUCACGAUGAGAUGAUGAUGGAUAUGGAUAUGGAUAUUGACAGCGAGGAAGACCAUGACCACCAAAGUCAAGCCACCGCCUUCGGUCGCCGCGGCGGGCUCACGGGGAAUGCCCUCGUCGACUGGGUUACCGCCCAUGUCAACUCAGACACUUUGCUCUCUGUUGACGAGAUGAACCAGUACGCCGCCCUCGAACGGGCCGGGCUUCUGCCACACUUGGAAGCCACCCUUUCCCAGCCUUCUGUUCCCGGCCCCAUGUCCGAUCUCAAACCACCACCCAGCGAUCCGUCAAAAGUCCCUCCCUUCAGCGAUCAGGAGAUCAGAGCGGCCACCCAGGAACUCAUCCGAUCAACCAGUCUCAUCACCCGCCAGACCGAGGCCCUGCGGGAACAGCAAGAACACCUUGACCGGCUCGUUGCUGAACACAAGCGGGAUGUCCAAGCCAGGGCCGCCUUGGAGGUUCAGCAGCUCAAGGGGCUGGGGGAGCAACAGAGGGAGUUGGUACAGUCGGUAGUAGAACUAGCCCUGUUCCUAGGCGACAAGGUUGAUGAACUAGAGGCUCAGAAUGAAGACCGGAAAGCCGACGUCGAAACGCUUGUCGAUGGCAUGUUUCACUCGGAUGACCAUGUUUUGUCUAGUCUCCAGAAAUUAGGGGACCAGUUGAGCAGUAGGUCUUGUUCUUCUGGGGAGGAGGCCAACAAGGCGGAGGAGGAGAUGGUCAGGAGUUUGCGUGACGUUUGCGCUAGAAUGAUCAAGUUCCAUGUGGAAGGGAUUAGAACGAGGUUGGAUAGGAUCUAUCUCGAGACCCUUCAUGCGGCGAUAGAGUCUGGGGCUGGGGUUGAUGGUGAUGGUGGUACCGUCGUCACCGUGGAGGAUGUUGCUACUGUUCAGAGGGAACUGGAGGAACUCUACACUGAGAUCCUUCCAGUCGGUCAGAUGGCUAUCGAACAUCAGUUCUUGAGGCCUGCUCUAGAUGAUCUAGCGGCCAAGAAUGGUCGCAGUUUGGAGCAGUCGACGCAAGCAGCUCACUAUAUCGACGAAUGCCUCGACUACCUCCUCGACCGCAUCACCACCAUCCGCGCCUGUAUCGAAGAAUAUCUCUCGCACCAACAAGCCGUCGCUGAGUUCGCCCAACUCACACGGCCAGAACUCAACACCAAUGGACUUCUUCCCAAAGAUCCAACGGACUCAUCACGGCCCGGUGCAUCUCACCACCGGCGACAUUCCUCCUUCCCCCGGCAACUCCCAGCAGACUCACUAUCCCCCGAGCUCAAAUCUAUCCUCCAAACCCUCGGCGUCCCCAUCCCCUCGUCUGAUCCAUCAACACAAUCCCAUCUCUCCACCCUUCAAUCAGCCCUCGACUCCGUCCUAACAGAUUGCCAACAGAAGCGCGACGACCUUUUCUCGGCAGCGCAAUCAACCUUUGAAGAUGCAGUAACAAGACACAUAGGCGAUGCGAAAGCAGCGCUUACCAUGCUUAGAGAUUCGGUGUUGGCGGAAAGUCCGUGGGGAGCGGUGAGGCUGGUUGAUGAGGAGUUGGAGGAGAGUGUGGAUGUUAUUAGGCAGGAGUUGGGGGACGUUGAGGAGUGGAGGGCGAGUGUUGAGGGCGAUAUCAAGAAGGCGACGAAUGGGAAUGAGAAAAAGGAGGCGAUUUUGAAGCGAUGGGGGGAGCGGUUGUAA